AUAUAAGGAGCAUCAAAACAAACACGUCUGUAACAAAAUUUCGGAGUAACAAGGUAACAGAGAUCACCUGAAUACAUAAUUUAUACAAUGCUUCGACCAGCUGUGAUAUCAACAGUCCUUCUUAUCACUGUCUCGACCACUACUACUCAAGCGCCCAGCAAUCCAUCAUUCUGUCGAGACUUAGACUGCCCUAGGUAUACCGUGAUAAAUACAUUUAAAGGAUACGAAUUAAGGAGAUACGAACCUUCUCAAUGGGUAGGUACACGGGAUGUUACACGGACUAACCAGAGAAACCCAAAGAUGUUCUGGAAACUGUUUUCCUACAUUUCCGGCAAUAAUACUGAAGGUUUGAAGAUUCCAAUGACUGUUCCUGUGUUGAACAUACACACUCGUGGCGUGGGAAUAAACAACCAAGAAACUGUUUUGGAGAUGCUUUUUAUGAUCCCACAUAGCAAACAACCUUACCCCCCUUACCCUGCCGACCCUACAGUAUACAUCACUAGGCUCCCUGCAUUUAAUGUCUAUGUCAAGUCUUACAGCGGAUACUCGAAUCCAAGGAGGAAACUUGCGAGGGUUGCAGAACUCAAGAAAGAGAUAAACGACACGAAUCUGUAUUACAGCGAUCACUUCUAUUCAGCCGGGUACGAUAGUCCUUGGCAGACUAACAACAGACAUAACGAAGUAUGGCUGGCUGCUAGACAGUAACAGUUACAACGAAGUAUAGCUGGCUGUGAGAUAGUCACUGUGUUGCACAUCAUUCAUCGUAUAAUCCUUCAUCCUCCAGUUAUGCAAACGAAUUCGUGAGAUUCAGAUUUUUCUCAUCUUCGCUAGCUAAGGGUUUCCGAUACGCUAUUCCCCUCACAAAACAAGUUAUGAGGAGAGUAGCGGAUCAGAAUCCCUAGGAUAGCGAAGAUGAUUUUUUUAAAGGAAAAAAGAUUUCUCAGAUCUCCGACUCCAAACUGGUCAGUGAAUACUUCCAUCAGUGCCCAUCGUGUAUGCACCCCCUUCGUUAAUAUUAUAAUGAUUUAUUCCAGCAGUUUGAGAAUUCUUCCCAAAUCUUUGAUACUGAUAGUUAUCUCUUUAUAAUACCAGCGGAUCCAGGGGGGAUCCGAGGUCCCCCCUUUAUUUUCGCACAGAGAGAGAGAGAGAGAGAGAGAUGUUUUCUGGAAUAGCUAUUUUUACGUCUACUACAUUUCGAAUAAAACAAAAGUUCAAAAUAACUCGUUAAUCUCUACCCAUUUACUCUCUUAGAUACAAUCUCGCUUUUUUUGCUUUCAUCCGUUUACCUUAACAACACCCCCCCCCCCCCCGCCCGCCACCCACACCCGGAGGCUUACAAAUUUAUAAUGCUAUCACGAAGCGUUUCAUUUAUGAGUGAAUGAAAGAAGAUGUUCUUUAAUUCAAUAUAUAUAUGACAAGUAACAUGCAAUGAUUCAAUUUGAUGUCAACAGACGAUUCCAGCGAACUUUGGCUAUACGUACCUUUUUCGGAACAUCUGAUGGAGAUAACUUUAAAAAGUCAUGAAAGUAAUGCUCAGAUCUAGAGGGCGUGGGGGAGGGGGUGUUCCGGAUCCCCCCGGAUUUAAGAGGUGCUCAAUUUCUAUGUAAAAAAAAAAGGAUAACAUCCUUGGACGCCCCCCUUUCCAGGAAAUAUUGAUCCCUUUAAAAUGGAGAAAAUAGUCAUGGAAAAUUGAUUUAAAAAAUGUGUUGAUGUGGAAGCCCCCCCCCCCCCCGGAAAAAAUUCUGGAUCCGUGCCUAUGAAAGGGAAUAUGCAUAAUUUUUUUUCUCUCCAUGUGUGUGUGUGACUCUAUGUUUGAGUGUUUGGCGCCUCCUCCCUGGACCUCCUCCCCCCUUCUUCAAAAAUUACCUCUGGUAUUACUCACACGAAUCUCUGAAAACUUCGAAUAAAAUGAAUGCAGUCGUGAGGAAUACAUGUAAUUCUAAAAGUAAACGUGUUUUUUUUAUAAUACUGUCUGCGACAAAUAUCAGCUAUGAAUGUCUGAAGAUGUCAGCAAAAGUGGAAUGGCGUUUGUGUUACUGGAGCAACUUAUAAUUAACUGUCAGAUUUAUGGAGAUUUAUCUUUUAAAUCAAAAUAAAAUUGAAAUUAUCAUUUU
Molecule: messenger RNA, 2114 nt
Organism: Saccostrea echinata
Lineage: Eukaryota; Metazoa; Mollusca; Bivalvia; Ostreida; Ostreidae
Product: heme-binding protein 2-like
Exons: 5
Coding region: 88-705 (205 amino acids)
Source: RefSeq, a predicted model, not a curated record